Balaenoptera ricei (Rice's whale) is the source of this 1855-nucleotide messenger RNA. Its product is annotated as cytochrome P450 26A1. The record is from RefSeq and is a predicted model, not a curated record. Gene Ontology annotation, biological process: sterol metabolic process. Bases 172 to 1665 code for a protein of 497 amino acids. Lineage: Eukaryota; Metazoa; Chordata; Mammalia; Artiodactyla; Balaenopteridae. Gene Ontology annotation, molecular function: iron ion binding; monooxygenase activity; oxidoreductase activity, acting on paired donors, with incorporation or reduction of molecular oxygen. The transcript has 7 exons.
CCUCGAGGGGGGAGGAGCCAGGGGCCCAAUCCGCAAUUAAAGAUGAACUUUGGGUGAACUAAUUUGUCUAAGGUAACGUGGGCAGCAACCUGGGCCGCCUAUAAAGCGGGCGCGCGGCAGGUUCGGAGCUCUGGCGACGGCGGCAGGUGGCGCGGGAGGUCGCGGCGCGCCAUGGGGCUCCCAGCACUGCUGGCCAGUGCUCUCUGCACCUUCGUGCUACCGCUGCUGCUCUUCCUGGCAGCGAUCAAGCUCUGGGACCUGUACUGCGUGAGCAGCCGGGACCGCAGCUGCGCCCUCCCGUUGCCCCCCGGAACUAUGGGCUUCCCCUUCUUUGGGGAAACUUUGCAGAUGGUGCUUCAGCGAAGGAAGUUCCUGCAGAUGAAGCGCAGGAAAUACGGCUUCAUCUACAAGACACAUCUGUUCGGUCGGCCCACGGUGCGGGUGAUGGGAGCGGACAACGUGCGGCGCAUCUUGCUCGGGGAGCACCGGCUGGUGUCAGUCCACUGGCCCGCGUCUGUGCGCACCAUCCUGGGCUCCGGCUGCCUCUCCAACCUGCACGACUCCUUGCACAAGCAGCGCAAGAAGGUGAUUAUGCGGGCCUUCAGCCGCGAGGCGCUCCAGUGCUACGUGCCAGUGAUCGCCGAGGAAGUGGGCAAUUGCCUCGAGCAGUGGCUGAGCUGCGGCGAGCGCGGCCUCCUAGUCUACCCGCAGGUGAAGCGCCUUAUGUUCCGCAUCGCUAUGCGCAUCCUGAUGGGCUGCGAGUCCCGGCUGGCGAGCGGCGGGGAAGCAGAGCAGCAGCUGGUAGAGGCCUUCGAGGAAAUGAUCCGCAAUCUCUUCUCGUUGCCCAUAGACGUGCCCUUCAGCGGGCUGUACCGGGGACUGAAGGCGCGGAACCUCAUCCACGCGCGCAUCGAGGAGAACAUUCGCGCCAAGAUCUGCGGGCUGCGGGCGGCCGAGGCGGACGGGAGCUACAAAGAUGCGCUGCAGCUGUUGAUCGAGCACUCGUGGGAGAGGGGAGAGAGGCUGGACAUGCAGGCACUAAAGCAGUCUUCAACUGAGCUCCUCUUUGGAGGACACGAAACCACAGCCAGUGCAGCUACAUCUCUGAUCACUUACCUGGGGCUCUACCCACAUGUCCUCCAGAAAGUCCGAGUGGAGCUGAAGAGUAAGGGUUUACUUUGCAAGGGCAAUCAAGACAACAAGUUGGACAUGGAAAUUUUGGAACAGCUUAAAUACACUGGGUGUGUUAUUAAAGAGACCCUUCGACUGAAUCCCCCAGUUCCAGGAGGGUUUCGGGUUGCCCUUAAGACUUUUGAAUUAAAUGGAUACCAGAUUCCCAAGGGCUGGAAUGUUAUCUACAGUAUCUGUGAUACUCACGAUGUCGCCGAUAUCUUCACCAACAAGGAGGAAUUCAAUCCUGACCGCUUUCUGCUGCCUCACCCGGAGGAUGCAUCCAGGUUCAGCUUCAUUCCAUUUGGAGGAGGCCUUAGGAGCUGUGUAGGGAAAGAGUUCGCAAAAAUUCUUCUCAAAAUAUUUACAGUGGAGCUGGCCAGGCAUUGUGACUGGCAGCUUCUAAAUGGACCUCCUACAAUGAAAACGAGUCCCACCGUGUAUCCUGUGGAUGAUCUCCCGGCAAGGUUCACCCGUUUCCAGGGGGAAAUCUGAUGGGCAGGAAUGCCCAGACCUCAGACUUAUUUGAAGAGUACAUAUGCGUUUUUAUCUAGUGUCAUGUUGAUUUUAUUAUAUUUAAUUUCUAAAUGUAUAUUAUAAUAUUUAUGUGUCUCUUCUACAGUACCACAGUCUUUAAAUAUUAAAAUAAUGAACUGGAUAGUUUACAAAUAAAGUAAAAUCUGAA